AAAGUAGACACAUCAAAUGAUGGCUGAAGUGAAAAGGUGAAGGAGAAAGCCCAAGCCAAUGGAGGAGGCCGUACAGUUUUCACUUCUACAGAAAGACAAAAAUGGGCUUGAUGGCAGAUUCAUCAGUGAUUUUAAAGGGAGAGGUGUGUUCAGCUGUACUGAGUUUGAUAAAGGAGACUUCCUGCUGGAAUACAGAGGCGACCUCAUAAGCAAAGAAGAAUAUGAGCGGAGGCAAAGGAUAUAUCAUGAUGCACUUAAAGUUUUCAUGUUUGAGUUUCGCUACAAUGGAAAACUCCUCUGUGUCGAUGCAGCCCGAGAUGACGGUUCUCUUGGGCGACUUGUAAACGACGACCAUAUUAACCCAAACAGCAGGAUUAGGACUAUAUCUGUGGAUGGAAAACCUCACUUAUGCUUAUUUGCGACAAGGAGCAUCUCUCCUGGUGAAGAGAUCACAUACGAUUACGGUGAUUCUGAGUGGCCAUGGCGAGGCACGGCUCGUAGUGAGGUUGAACCAUCCACUCACACUCUGUCCCGGUCAGAAGUCAGAGACCUAGAGAAGGCUCGUUGUGAGGUUGAACCAUCCACUCACACUCUGUCCCGGUCAGAAGUCAGAGACCUAGAAAAGGUGGCUCCAAAGAAGGACCAGUUACCAUUGGAUCAGGACUGUGUUGAGAAGAUGUCACUUGUCAAAGAGCAUGUUUUAAAUGAGGAGCAGAGCUUUUGUGCCCCUGCUGAAGGAGUUAAGGAGGUCUGCAAACAUGUUGUGGUCACUUCAGCAAUAUCAAGCAUGGACAAAUGUGCUGAAUGCGUGGGACCUGUAGCAGCACUCAAAUGGAUUGGCCUGAGAUGCAAAUUGUGCUCCAGUUUUUGGCACAAGUCCUGCUAUUCGAAGCUUCAUGAAUGGAAUGGAAAACGGUCAUCGUGGGAAGUAAGUUCAGAGGAAGACGAGCUGUCAGAUGAGGAAUAUAUACCACAGUCUGAGUCAGACAAUCAGUCAGACAGUUCAGAUGAGUUGACAACAAGACCGGCAUGUUACGAUCAAGCUAAUCUCCUCUCAGAUAUACAGGAAGCUGCAUCCUCUAAGUUUAGUGAACCUCAGAGAUCAGAUGUAACUGUGUCUAAGGGCAAAGGAAAAGGAGUCUUAAAGGCCAGGGAAGCAGCAAGUGUGUAUGAUGAGUCUGACUUACUUUGCCAUGAAGAGCAGUUGACUGAUGUUGAGACAGACAGUGAUUCAGACUGUUCUGGUGAACGUCACCUUCCCAGAAAGCAAGGCUCAGUGGUACGCAGGUCAACAGAUGUGCUUAUAUCACCCCAAUCACACAAUAGAAAGGACAGUAGUGAGAAGUUUUUGAAUGCAAAGAGCACAGCUACGUUGAGAGAGGAAGAGAGGGAAAGCAGCGUGGCUGAAGAAGAUCAGUGUGUGCAGUCAGCAACAAUCUCCUGUUCAGCAAAUAGUAAGAAUUAUUGUUACAUCUGCGGGAAACCACAGUCCAAGUUAGCGCGCCAUUUGAAAACUCAUAAGGAUGAAGUUGAAGUUGCACAGGCUUUGUCACUCCCGGUUCAUUCGAAAGAACGUAAAGCAAUGCUGCAAAAGCUCAGGAACAAGGGCAACUUUCAGCAUAACACAGAUGUGUUACAGUGUGGAGAGGGGGCUCUUAAAAUAAAACGGGCACCAAAAAGAAAGUGUGAUUCAAAGCAGAUUGUGCAUUGCAUGUACUGCAAAGGGAUGUUUGUACGGAGAGAUCUGUGGCAUCAUUUCAGACGAUGUUCCUCAAAACCAGCAGCUGACAGUGAAAACCAAGGGAGGAGGAGAGUUUUGGGCCUGGCGUCUAUGGCAGAGUCUUCAUUCACUCAGAACAUUUCUCAAGGAGUUUGGAAACUCUUAGGUGUGAUGAAGCAGGAUGAUAUUUCCGCUGUUGUCAAAAAUGGCCUAAGUAUUCUUCAGCUUGCACAGUCUUUCUUUAACAAACAUGGGCAUGACCCUACCAAAUUUGAGUACAAUCGACAAAAACUCCGUGAAGUUGCAAGAUUGUUGUUGACUUUGCGUAGAGAGUUUUCAAUAUACAGUCUUGAAGAAGCUGUGAAGCCUGCCAAUUUUCAUAGACUCAUUCGAGCGGUUCAGAUGGUGUCUGGCUAUGAUGAUGAGAGUCACUGCUACCAAAGCCCAAGCCUUGCUCUAAAACUGGGGCACUCGUUGAAUAAGAUUAGCGAAAUCAUUCACUGCCGAGCACUGAUGUCUGAAGACAAGGAACUGAUCGCGUCAACAGAGACCUUUAAAAAGCUCUACUCCUCAAAGUGGUCUGAGAUGAUCUCACACACUGCUUUGGUCACACUGAAUGAGGCCAAAUUUAACAAGCCAUCAACACUUCCUUCACUCAGGAUGUCCAGUCCCUUCAUCGGUUCCUUGAGAAGACUGCACAUACGGCUUUUCAGAAACUAA
This is a messenger RNA of Onychostoma macrolepis, 2440 nucleotides long. RefSeq lists its product as uncharacterized. The record is from RefSeq and is a predicted model, not a curated record. Bases 59 to 2440 code for a protein of 793 amino acids. The transcript has 10 exons. Lineage: Eukaryota; Metazoa; Chordata; Actinopteri; Cypriniformes; Cyprinidae. Gene Ontology annotation, molecular function: protein binding.